Pseudomyrmex gracilis is the source of this 4162-nucleotide messenger RNA. RefSeq names its product vacuolar protein sorting-associated protein 35 (gene Vps35). Gene Ontology annotation, biological process: retrograde transport, endosome to Golgi; intracellular protein transport. The coding region runs from base 373 to 3888 and encodes 1171 amino acids. The transcript is spliced from 14 exons. Gene Ontology annotation, cellular component: late endosome; retromer, cargo-selective complex; retromer complex. Lineage: Eukaryota; Metazoa; Arthropoda; Insecta; Hymenoptera; Formicidae. The record is from RefSeq and is a predicted model, not a curated record.
UAUUACAAACACACACAAUAUUAAUGAUCACUGUGUUAUUUGUUAUAAUUUUCCAUUUGUAUAUUAUAUUUCUCGCUGCUGCGAUUUCAUAAUCUCAUAUCGAUAGUCUCAGGUUAGAUUUUCCUUAAUGAGGAUGAUGCGUACGUUGAGUAACGAUCGAUUGUUCAGCAAAUUUUGACGGNAUAUUCUGUAAACAAGAAUUUGUGUGCUUAUUUAUUCCAUUUAUCAUAAAUUACUAUAAUAAAAAUCAUUAGGAAUAUAUCAACGUAUGAAACGAAAAAACUAAUGAAAAAACAAGUACGUUUCUUACGUGCGUUUUAGGUUCUAGGUUAGAUAGAUAUAUCGACGAACUUGACACGGUGCAAUUUCUUUAUGAGCGAGACUGAAGAAUCACAAACGCAAAAAGAAAACAUGACUUUAAGAACAAAGGAAGUUGUUCCAUGUAAAGAGGAUGUGAAUAAUAAAGAACAAACCGUCGUUUUUGCUGUGUUGAAUGCAACACAUGAUAAGCUUGAGGAAGAACUUCUGACUCAUGUGGCUAACAGCAAAGCGAUGUUUAAGAGUCAGCAGAAAGAAGAUCCAGAGUUGACAUUUGAAGAGAAGCGUGCUAUAGCUGCAAAAUCAUUGGACAAGAGCCAUUGCUUAUUUUUAUCAAAAUUUGGACAUUAUUUGAAAGUAGAACAUUUAGAGUAUUUUAGCAAAAGCAAAGAUUAUGAAAUUGUUUAUCAUGUAAACAGAUUGCGAAGAUACUUUAAUAAUUCUACAAGGCAUGUUGAUGUCAGAAACAGAAGAUAUGAAGCUCUAAAAACACUGAUAGAGAAGGGAGAAUAUUUUAGCGAAUGUGAAAUGAUGAAAAGAAAUCCAUUGUUGUACGAACACUUGAUAGGACAAUAUUUAACCGAAAAGGAGAAAAAAGCUAGAGAUAGCAUAGAUAUACGUAAUACAAACUAUGUGGAUGUUCUUAUGGAAACUAUUGAAAGGAACAAAGCAGAAAAACACCUGAAGUCUCAACAGGAAGAAGAAGAAGCAGUCCAAGAGGAAAGUGAUUCGGAUGAUGAUGACGAUGAUAGUAGCAGAGACAGUAUUACAUCCCAAAGAACAAACUCUAGCAAACACAGUCAUUCCCAUUGGGGAGGAAACUUGAACAACAAAACAGAUAACAAUUAUAAGUAUAGCGAUAAGAGAUUGCAAAAAAGAAAAAUGGGACAUAAAAUACCAAGUGAAGAGUUACAAUUACUCAAACAAGAAUUUGUUACAAAUAUGUAUCAGAGUUUCCUAGAUGGUAAAGAUAGAGAUUUUGAUUAUAGUACUGUGGAUAAUAAUGAAGCUUAUGAUAAUGUAGACUUGAGAGAUCAAGAUGAAGAAGAAAAGUAUUUUGAUUCUGAAGAACCUGAAACUAUUCUUCCACAUAACGAAUGCAAUAAUGAAAAUGAGUCUGAAGACGAGUUGGAAGCAUAUAUGAAAACACUUAAGCCAAUGACACCUGCCAUAACGGGAAUGGAGGAACAAGAGAAGCUGUUGGAAGAUGCAAUUGGUGUGGUAAAAGUACAGGCUUUCCAAAUGAAACACUGUUUAGACAAGUCCAAACUGAUGGAUGCACUGAAACAUGCCUCUACCAUGUUAGGAGAACUCAGGACUUCUCUUCUAAGUCCAAAGAGUUAUUAUGAAUUAUAUAUGACAAUCACAGAUGAACUACGGCAUUUAGAAUUAUAUUUGUUGGAUGAAUUUCAAAAAGGAAGAAAAGUUACAGAUCUGUAUGAAUUAGUACAAUAUGUUGGUAAUAUUGUGCCUAGACUAUAUUUACUUAUCACAGUUGGUUUGGUUUACAUAAAAACAACUCCUGGUUUGAAAAGAGAUCUUAUGAGAGAUCUUGUGGAGAUGUGUAGGGGUGUGCAGCAUCCGUUGCGUGGUCUGUUCUUAAGAAAUUAUUUGUUGCAGUGUAUAAGAAAUAUUUUACCAGACGUUGCUGAAGGCGAGGAUGAAGAUGGGACUGUUCGCGACAGCAUAGAUUUUGUUCUGAUGAAUUUUGCAGAAAUGAACAAAUUAUGGGUACGCAUGCAACAUCAAGGUCAUAGCAGAGAUAGGGAAAGAAGAGAAAGAGAAAGAGAGGAACUUAAAAUCUUAGUAGGAACAAAUCUUGUACGACUUAGUCAACUGGAAUCUGUAACUUUGGAUAAAUAUAAAAAGCUUGUACUACCAGGAAUUUUGGAACAGGUGGUUAGUUGUAGAGAUGCAAUAGCACAGGAAUAUCUUAUGGAGUGUAUAAUUCAGGUAUUUCCUGAUGAAUUUCAUUUACAAACGUUAAAUGCAUUUCUGAAAUCCUGUGCGGAAUUGCAAAAUGGAGUGAACGUCAAGAACAUAAUUAUAUCGUUGAUCGAUCGGCUUGCAGCCUUUAGUCAACGGUCUGAUGGUGUAGGAGGGCCAGGAAGUCCUAAUCAAGUACCAGGAAUUCCGCAAGAUGUCAAACUUUUUGAUGUAUUUAGUGAUCAAAUUGCGACUAUUAUACAGACAAGACAAGAUAUGCCUCCCGAAGAUAUAGUAUCCCUUCAGGUAGCUCUUAUAAACCUAGCACAUAAAUGCUAUCCUGAUCGGGUAGAUUACGUUGAUAAAGUCUUGUUCACAACAGCUCAAAUAUUCCAGAAACAAAAUGUUGAUAAAUUGGAAUAUAACAGUGCCGUUUCAAGAGAAUUAGUGAGAUUAAUGAAAAUUCCCGUAGACAAUUAUAAGAAUAUAUUAACCGUACUCAAACUAGAACAUUAUGCACCUCUUUUGGAUUAUUUUGAUUAUGAAGGUCGAAAAUCGUUGGCCAUUUAUAUAAUAACAAAUAUUCUUGACAAUGAAACAUUGAUACCGACACAAGAGCAAGUAGAUGCAAUACUGUCCAUGGUAUCUCCCUUGGUGCAAGAUCAACCGGAUCAACCUAUCAUAGAGGAAGAUCCUGAAGAUUUUGCCGAAGAGCAGGGAUUACUAGGUAGAUUAAUACAUCAUUUCAAAUCGGAAACACCAGAUCAACAAUAUAUGAUACUAAGUGCCGCAAGAAAGCACUUUAGCGCUGGUGGUAAUAAAAGAAUAAAAUACACUUUGCCGCCCAUAGUAUUCCAAAGUUAUCAAUUGGCAUUUACAUAUAAAGCAUUGAAGGAUCAGGAUGAAAUGUGGCAAAAGAAGUGUCAAAAAAUUUUUCAGUUUUGUCACACAACUAUUACCGCGUUAAUGAAAGCCGAAUUAGCCGAACUACCUUUAAGAUUAUUUUUGCAAGGCGCAAUAGCGAUCGGCGAAAUCCGUUUCGAUAAUUUCGAGAUGGUCGCUUAUGAAUUUAUGAGUCAAGCAUUUUCGAUAUACGAAGAUGAAAUAAGCGAUUCGAAGGCGCAGCUCGCGGCAAUUACCUUGAUCAUCGCCACGUUCGAACAAAUGAGUUGUUUCGGCGAAGAGAAUGCAGAACCUGUGCGCAAUCAGUGCGCUUUAUAUGCCAGCAAGUUAUUACGAAAACCUGAUCAAUGCAGAGGAGUCGCUACUUGCUCGCAUAUAUUUUGGUCGGGAAAAUCUUUGGCUACAGGUGGAAAAGAAAUGCAAGAGGGUGGUAAAGUGUUAGAUUGUUUGAAGAAAGGUAUUAGAAUAGCAAGCCAAUGCAUGGAUACGUCGGUGCAAGUCCAGUUAUAUGUGGAAUUGUUAAACCAUUAUAUUUAUUUUUACGAAAAAGGAAAUACAGCUGUAACUGUGCAAAUAUUGAACCAAGUAAUUGCAAAAAUUCGAGAAGAGCUUCCCAAUUUGGAAGCAAGCGAAGAAACCGAUCAAAUACAGAAACAUUUAGCAAACACAUUAGAACAUCUAAGAAAUAGAAUGGAAUCGCCGGAUUCUGACGGUCUUAGUUAUCAAGGCCUUGUUCUUUAACAGCGUAGAGUCGACGAUGUAAUUUUGUAAAUAACAAAAAUGUCUAGAGUAUAUAUACGGAUAAUAUAAUUCAGUUAGUUGUGUAUUAAUACUGGUUAACAAACAUUAUGUGUUCCUGAUUUGUUUAAACAAAUUCAUUAAACACUUAGCAAAAUGUUUUUACGAUUCUGAUGUUGCUACAAGAUUAUUAAUUGUAAGAUUAUUUCUUAAUCUAUAGAUAGUUUAUUGGAAUGUAUCAAAUUGCCUAUAUAAAGUAAAUAUAAUUCUGUAUCAA